AUCUCCUCGACUACAAACUUCAGAAUUCCAAUUGUAGGCGAUUUUGGGUGGAAGAGAGGCCUUAGAGGAAUUUGACGAUGACAUUGUUUCGUUGUGGAAGACUGCAAAAGUUCUUAUGAUUUUUAAAACAGCGAGGAGCGUCGCAGGCUGCCAAAGAAGCAGGGGUUGAAGAAUUGACUUUAAGACUUCUUGUUGUUCAAGGCCGCUUGCCUUUCCGGGACCAGAAACAGCUGAAGUCUAAAGUUUUGGGGAUCAAGAUCUUUGUUUAAGAGUAAAUGAGUUAAUUCAGAAGCGAAUCGAGGUUUCAUAAGAUCGUUCCAAAGCAGCGUGUUUUAUUUGAACUGAUCUUGGGCAUAUUGGAAAAUUAACUUUUGUUGGAGGAAUUCAUCAUACACUCGUUUACAUUUUAGUAACAGUGAAAAAUGGUUUCGGAGGUGAAAUUGGACAAAGAGGAGGGAGAUCACAAAGUCACCUUCACUCUGACGGUAGCUUUAGCUUUUCCAUCAGAUGACAACGAGCCUAAAGCUAUAAACCGGGGCACUGCCACCACUAAAGGGAAGCGCAAGUUAUUUGAGGCACCAAAACCACAAAAUUAUUAUCAUCUGGAGUAUAAACUUUUUCCCAAUGAAACUGAGCCGGUGAAGGUAGAUGUUGUAACUUAUGGUAUCGCAGCCAAGAUCUAUUCUGAGGGUGACUCCAAGGUGUUGAAGACAUGGCGAGAUGAGGACAGAACUUGGGUUACUUGGACCCACAGUCACACUGUCACAGUCACCAAGGAACUGCUACUUCAGCUGUUUGUCCAUACGAUGGAUUUCAAGAUCUGGGACUCAAAAGACAAGGUGUCACCACGUGCACGCUUUGAUAGACCUAAGGCCUUUAGGCUCCCUGCAUCAAGAAGUCCUGAGGAUCUAGAAGCAGCAGGUGGAGGUGUCAUGCAGAUUGUUAAUAGUCAACAGCUAUUGUUUGAAAGCAGUCAGCCAAAACAGUCUCGUAUUGUUCACACAGAUGAUGACAAAGAGGCCAAGAGGUAUCCUAACACAUCUCAAGGCCAUGUUUUUGGCAUGUUAGGCACAGGGUCCAUUCUGGACAAUAGAGCCAUCACUGCACCAUCGACAUUUCGUUCAAUAUCUUAUACAACAAGUUCAUCAACAGCUGCCGUUACCUCUAGCAGAGUUAAAGUUCAAGUGCGGGUGGACGAACAGGACACCCCACAGUUCAGUCGCCUUGCAACUUUGGCUGGUGUUACUCCACCAAUGACAGAUCGUGAAAUUCAACAGUCAGGACAGAGGCAAAUACGAUCGCAGUCCAAGAAAGAGAGAUCCAGUUCAAAAUUGGAAGGGAUGUUGACGAAAGAGGGAUCCAGCCCAAAACCGGAAGGGAUAAAAAAGAAAUCAUCGAUUCCAAAGGCCAGCACUUCCAAGAAAGAACUUGCCCUAGCUGCAACACACACCAAAGCUCAUGGACCUGCCUCCCUUUCGGUAAAGAUGUACGCUUUUUUCUCUGGUGCAAAAUCGAUUACGACAAAACUGGGCAAGCCUGCGGGCGGUGUAGAGGAGUUACUGUUGUCUGUGUCACUUGACAGUGAUCUUCUGUCCGAAGUUCAGAAGGGAGAGCUCAACCCUAUGGUGAUAAGGGUGUCAUCGGCAAGUGAACUGCCUUGUAAACCCAUGACGUAUAUGCAGCUCAGGGCAAAAUGCAAACCAGUGCAUGUUUCUUACCAGUUCUACAAACAGCCCGUACACGAGAGCGUUGGAAGGGAACAUGGGAGUGAGGUCUUCUGGGAAGAUGUGAAUGUGGUCCUUCUUGGGACAUUAGACAAAAGUGGUCUCGCAGAGUACCUUCAAGGGCCCCAUUUCCAAAUUGAGGUCCACGACAGGGACCGUAAAAUCGAACAUAAGAAACCUAAGCCCAGUUUGUUUGGUGAGAACCCAGAGGAUGAGAUGAUCAAUAAUGUUAGUUUGGUGGCAGGUCGUCGAACCACUCACAACCCGUUCACAAGCCGUAGUAAGCCAUGGGACCCGUACGGCAUUGCCAAGUUUGAUCUGUCAGGGUUGUUACUCGGUCAGAAGUAUCUUUACUUAAGGUCACCCAUCCAUUGCUGUCCUUUGCCGGAUACUCACUCAGGGUUUCAGAAACCAGACGGACCUAUAUUGGGCCAGCCGGGAAAUGUGGACGCACCAGAGGACAAACCUAUGCCCGUGGCUAACUAUCUGGAGGCUGGUAGCGAACUGAAGAUUAAGGUCAACCUGGUUUACCCCUUGAAUGCCACUGAAGAAGAGAAAAAAACUGAAGAAUCUACUGAAGAGGAAAUGUGCCCAUACGGUCGUGUUAUCUAUAUUUUCGAAUACAAGAAUGCUCCUUUCCUCCGUCAACUUCAAUCUGAGAUUACAGCUGUGAAUGCGGAAGCACUGGAACUAGCUGCUCUACCACAGCAUGUGAUCGAGGCUGCUCUCUCAACAUACAAGUUGUCCAAAGAACAACGAACGAAUAAGAAACUGGAUAUUAUCACGGGAUUUCAGGUUCUAGACGGCCAGUAUCAUUUGUUUGUGUUGGAAGGCCUGGCAGAAAAAGGAGUUAGACGACUUUGGGAAGAACUUCCCAGACCACAAGAGGAAGAUAUCACAAAAUUCAACGUUCUCUACAACUCCGACCUGAGGUUCCAUGAGCGGCUGUAUGCAGCGCUCGAUGUAGAUUUGUGCCGAGUUAGACUUCACGAGCCUCUGGAAGUCAUAGUCCAGAAUCCUUUGCUAUAUGUUAGGGACCUAGUACCCAAACCUUGUUUUGAUGCGCUGGCAAAACUUGAUCAGGUGUUGAAGCUCUCAAAACUCCGCGAAGUGUGUCGAAAUGAUUUGUUCCCAUCCGCUGACAUGAUCGUAUCUAUGAGCCGCGAAUUUGGAGUUCCACUGACCGCAGAAGAUUUUGGAGACCUUGAAUCCAGUAGUGGAUCUCAAAUUGAGGAGGCUGCUUCAGGUAAACUUCUGGAGGAACCUAGACCCAGGACUACUCGACCAUGGACGCCCCUGUCACUUUACAAUUCAGAUUACGUUGCGCUGGUUAAAGAAAGAGGAAGAACUCUGGUAAAACACGACUUCAUCAGUGAGAACAUACUGAAAACACAGGCAAAAGAACCAAAAAGAAGACCGCAGACCAUCGCCGUGGAUAUGACUGAGCUGCAUCAGGAAACCGCACACAACUACAGUAUACAGACCUUGAAUUCUACAGAACUGGCUAAAGAAAAGCUAAGACACGCACUUGAAAAGGAAAGAGAUCGCCGUUUUACCUACUGCCCAGAGUACAACUCGGCCACAGUUCUUCCCAUUCAUCCAGAAACAGUCAAGAAGCAAGAUCUUCUUUCUUCUAAGAAACUGUGGAGAACAGAAAACGGAUUUAUAUUCCCUGGAAAAAAGACCUCAUUGGUAUCAAAUAUUCACCCUAAGAAGCCCGACUCGGCCCGAGUAGACGAACUUCGCAAGCCAUGGAAAGAGAACAUUUUACACGCCAACAUUCUGAAACCAACGGUAGAUAGGGAAAACUUCCCCUGGGAUUAUCGAGAUGCUGAUGUAAAUUUACUACCCCAUCCUCCUCCGUUUUUCGACAAAAAUCCAUGUUUGUCAGUUCACACCGCCGGCGACACCAAAGAACAAGAACAAGACGAUGCUGCCAUGGAGACCGCGCGCCAAUGGAGAAACAAAAUUGUUGUGGACGAUACAAUAUUUCGUAUGCAUCGUUGUCUACCAGAGACAGAACUCAGAGAUAAAGGCGCUAAAGCUUCGAACCAACUCGCAAAAUUAGAAGGACUUUUAAAAAAUAACCCACAAAAAUUCUCGCUUUCUAGAGAAGGACUCACUUUGGAGGAGAUUCCACCAUUAGCUGUGGUUAUGAAUCCUAGUGUGGAUACUCCCGCGAGGAAAACUGGGAAGUUAGUUCCCAUUGUAAGGGACCACAAGGAAGAAGGGAACUCGGGAUUUUAUCCGGGACCUUUUGAGAACGAGGGCUGGCUCCUGGAGAAGAAUAAGGUUCCAAUACAAGAUCAGGAACACGAGCGGUUUAGGAGCCUCAAGGGCCACGAUUUCAGGUUAUAUUACAAAGACAAAGAUGUCGUUUGUGGACGACCUAUCGAACCUCUGAAGGAUGAAGAAAGAGACAAUCACCUUUUUCCUGUUGCUGAUAUUUGCAGCUAACAUAGGCUGAGAAGUCACCUCGAAAAUUAUUAUAAUUACCUCCGUGUUUGAAGUGAUAGAAAAACAGACAAAUAAUUAGCGAUAAAGCGAGAGAUUUCUGUACCAGUUUGCUUUAUCCCUUUUUUUUCUGGGCUGCCUUACAAGGACUCGCUCUGAGUGAACCAACAUUUCUCACGCAGAAGAAAUUAUCUCACAGAAAUUGAAAGCUUCUUCAUAAAUUUAUUCUAAAUUAAUGGGUAUAUACACAGCAGAAAUGUUUCAUGUCACCUGCUUUGACGAAAUUUAAUGUACAGUUACGUAAAACUCAAAAUCAUUACCAUGGUUUUAAAUAUGCAUUAUCGUUUGUCAAUUUUUUUUUUAAAAUAGAUCUAUAAGCCUAAAGAAAAUUAUAGGCGCUUUUCGCCGAGGCUUGCCAAUAAAAUAUUGUUUCUUCAGAAGUCUUUUUUCUUGUUAGAUUAGUGUAAAUGUAUAUGUAGAAUUCCAUUUAUUUAUCCCCUUAUCUUAUCUACAAACGUGUCCGUUAAUAUUUAUAAUUCCAUUUUUGGCAAAGAAGCACAACUUCAAAAUCCCCUUAAAACAAAUAUUUUUCAUCCCGAAUAUUGAGGUCCCAAUUCAGUCUUUCUCGACGCAAGCUUUCUCUCUACUCUGCUUUUGUAACUUAAAUUUUUAGGAUCUACUAUGUCUUAUGCCUUUCCUUAUACGAAUUUUUAAGUAAAAGCCGCUUCUUGAUCAAAUGUAUGUCGUAAAAAAGAAAAAAUACAAAAACAAAAAAACAAAAACAAGAAAUUUCAACUGCCAAUCAAAAGAGAG
This is a messenger RNA of Stylophora pistillata, 4991 nucleotides long. RefSeq lists its product as uncharacterized. The record is from RefSeq and is a predicted model, not a curated record. NCBI's taxonomy places the organism in Eukaryota, Metazoa, Cnidaria, Anthozoa, Scleractinia, Pocilloporidae.